AUGGCGCGAGGCUACAAGACGAGUGUGUGGGUCCCAGAAAACCUUGUCCAGCGCCUGCAACUAAAGUUUCGCGGCUGCAUGGCGUCAUCACCCAUCGGUGUCAACGCCGCAAAUGGGAGACGUUUCUUUUACAACAUAUCACAACUUGACUGCCAGCAGGAGAGGCUGCGAGCAAUGGUCAAUGAUCUCACACUGCCAGCACAAGCGGUAGAUUGCGGUACGCCAUCGCCCGCAAUGACAUCUAACGUGUUGCCGUUAAAUACUAACGGCGAACCGUUCCCACCAGAGUUUGCGGGGGAGGUGUUUGCACGCUUCGCCCACCGGAAAGAGUUAAUACACAGCCAUUACUGGGCUACAGUCGACGAAGCAGAGAUCAUCUUCGCCAGCCCUUUUAACACAUCUUUUCUCACAGAACAGAACGCCGUGACUCUUAACGGUGCAUCCCCCUGUCCCCGCGUGACUUACUUUAACGUGAGUGGAACACGCCGACCUGAAGUUUUCAACACAUCCACGUGUUGCCGCUACUGCCCAGUAAAUUGUUGCGGUAUACCUUACUCCCCGGUAGUCGCAGUUCACAUGAAGGCGUCCGCCAUCCGCCACGGCUGUAUGAAGAGCGCGGUGUGGAUGACGACGCGGCGCGUGGCUUGUUGCGGUGGCCGCAUCGUCAGCGGUGCUAAGCCACUCACCCUUUGCUUCGAUGAUGUUUACCACCUGGUGAACAUCGCCAUGACAGAUGAUCCGGCACGUUUAAUCGAGCUGUCCCUGUCGCGUGUGCCGUCUGGCCAUGCCGACGACGGCCCACUGACGGUGCCGUGA
Messenger RNA from Trypanosoma grayi, 816 nucleotides. RefSeq lists its product as hypothetical. The transcript has a single exon. NCBI's taxonomy places the organism in Eukaryota, Euglenozoa, Kinetoplastea, Trypanosomatida, Trypanosomatidae. The record is from RefSeq and is a predicted model, not a curated record. The coding region runs from base 1 to 816 and encodes 271 amino acids.